This is a messenger RNA of Oryctolagus cuniculus (rabbit), 2054 nucleotides long. Lineage: Eukaryota; Metazoa; Chordata; Mammalia; Lagomorpha; Leporidae. The record is from RefSeq and is a predicted model, not a curated record.
AACAUAUUGAUACUUUUCAUCCCACCCUCCCUCCACCGCGGCGGGGGCGGCGGCGGCGGCGGCGGCGGCUUCCGCUCGACCACCUUCGCCAGCACGUCGGCCACCCCUCAGCAAAGCAACGGCAGCGGGGGCGGCAAGCAGAGUAAGCAGGAAAUCCACUGGAGGUCUGCUCGGCUGAGAAACACUAAAUACAAAUCCACUCCAGCGGCCGAAAAGAAAGUGUCCACCAGAGGCAAAGGGAGAAGGCAUAUUUUUAAAUUGAAAAACCCCAUCAAAGCUUCCAAGUCGGUCUCCACCAUAAUUACUGCAGAGUCCAUCUUCUACAAGGGUGUGUAUUACCAAAUUGGCGACGUGGUUUCUGUGAUUGAUGAGCAAGAUGGAAAGCCCUACUAUGCUCAGAUCAGGGGUUUCAUCCAGGAGCAGUACUGCGAGAAGAGUGCGCCUCUGACGUGGCUCAUUCCCACUCUCUCCAGCCCCAGAGACCGGUUUGAUCCUGCGUCCUAUAUCAUAGGGCCAGAAGAAGAGCUCCCAAGGAAGAUGAAAUACUUGGAGUUUGUUUGUCAUGCACCUUCUGAAUAUUUCAAGUCACGGUCAUCACCUUUUCCCACGGUUCCUACCAGACCUGAGAAGGGCUAUAUAUGGACUCACGUCGGACCUACUCCUGCAAUAACUAUCAAGGAAACAGUCGCCAACCAUUUGUAGUUGGAAACUUGCAGUGGGAGGGCGCCUGGUGUAGCAGUGAAGCUGCCAGUUGGGAAGCCACAGCCCAUAUCAGAGGGCCUGGGCCCAAGGCCUGGCUCCCCUCCACAUUCCAGCUUGCUGCUAAUGUGCACCUUGGGAGGUAGCAGGUGAUGUAUCCAGCACUUAUCUCCCUGCCACCCGUGUGGGAGACCCAGGUGAAGUUCCGCACUCCUGGAUGUGGCCUGGCCCAGCCCUGGCAUUGCAGGCAUUUGGAGAGAGAGCUGGCAGGUGGGAGCUCCCCGCUUUGCCUGUCUCUGUGUGUGUGUGUGUGUCUCUGUCUCUCAAUAGGAAAAAAAUAAUUAGAACUGGAUUUCCAGUUAUCUUGUACUCAUAUUAUUACAAGAUAAUGCCACAUGUUUCUUAAAUGAAAUUUUUAGCUGGAAAAAUGAGUAGGUUACAGUUUUUUUCCCUACUACCCGAUAAUCAUUAUCAUCUUCAUUGCUGGUCAUUUAAAGAAUUAAGAGGAAUAGAAAAUAAUGGACUGUAUUUGAGGUUAAAUACGACCUUCUGUAUGUGUGUUUUCACAGGCAAGGUCUGUAAAGCCCAGGGAGACCAUGGACAGCAGGUAGUUUCUAUUUUUUUCUCCAUAAUUUAUUCCUAGAAACUCAUAAAAUGGGAUUGUAUUUUUCUAUAAGAACACAAUAUUAUGGUUUAGAUUUCUGACCAGCGUCUUGGCCACGUAAAAUGUAGCUGUGACAAAUAGUGUCUAUCAUAAAACCACGCAAGCCUUAUUUUGUGAUCUAGAAUGGAUUUUUGGCUGCUUCAGCCAUGAGUUAAGUGACUGGUGGGUGAUUUUAUUAGUCCAGUCUUUUUUAAACUUGUAUCUACUUCUGUUGCAAACAGGCACUGUCAGUCGUGUAGUGAAACCAUUUGCUGUGGACUCAGCCUGGACCGGACAGGCCUGUUGUACAGAAGUGUCCAGAAUUCAGCUGCAGGUCUUAGUUCACGUGCAGGUCAAUUAAGUAGAGGAGCAGCAGCAUGGGUAUAGUAGGAAACAGGGUGGCACACACGUGCCUCUACUAUCCCAGUUUAACCAGUGUUUUUCAGUCCUGGAAAAUUGGUCAGGGUCUCAUCUGAUCAUAACAAUUUUGAGCUGAGGCACCAUUCAACUGUUAGCCUUUCUGCACUGGUUUCUUUGUAUUUUGGGAAGAAGCAACUGUAGACGGCUCUAUGUAUAUAGGUGCGUUUCUAUUCAUAACAACUAGAGUAAAAUUGACUGUAAAUACCUUUGUAUAUAAUUUCCUAAAUGCUGUUGUUCACAAUUUUGGAUUAAAAUGUGUUUUUCACCAAGUAAAAAAAAAAAAAGACUUCGA